GGUUCCAAAUGGAACUGCGGUCCCAGAAAACACACUCGUCCUUUCUGAAGAGUAAGGUCGGCUCACAGCGAAGCUCACAUUGAAUAAUCAAACACGAUGUUCGCGCGCACACGCUCUCUCGGUCCUUUUGGACUGAGACGCGCGCGCAAAGAGCUUGUUGCUCGUAAAAAGGUCACCACGGUGCUGCGUUUGAGGGCAGCACCUUUCCCAGACGGGAGACGUCCCCCGACUGCAACCGAGAGGAGGAAAAAUGCACAGCCCAGGUUGCGUUACACAGACGGUCGCCAUGGAAACCAACCUCCACCUGCUCCCGUGCUCAGAAAGAGAGCGAGAAGAGGGAAGAGGAGGGAAGAGGACGGCGAGGACGUGCUGGCGAGGGGCAAACUUUUAAAGGCAUGGAGAUGUUAGAGUCCAGCAACCUGGUCACUUUCAAUGGCUUGGCCAACAGCUCGAGCUACGACGCUUUCCUAUUGGACGAGGAGCGAGGGAGACUACUGGUCGGAGCCGAGGACCACAUCUUCUCAUUCGACCUCGUCAACAUCAACAGAGAACACAAGCAGAUCGCGUGGCCCGCUACCCCGUCGAAGAGGGACGAAUGCAAGUGGGCGGGGAAAGACCUCGGGAAGGAGUGUUCUAACUUCAUCCGGGUCCUCCAACCCUUCAACCAGACCCACCUGUACAUCUGUGGCACAGGAGCCUUCCACCCCAUCUGCUCUUUUCUGGAAAUGGGGAAGAGGGCAGAGGAAAACAUCUUUCGACUGGCCUCGCAUUUCGAGAACGGCCGCGGGAAAAGCCCCUACGACCCCAAAAUGCUCUCCGCCUCGCUUCUGAUCGAUGGAGAGCUGUACUCUGGCACAUCUGCUGAUUUCAUGGGAAGGGACUUUGCCAUUUUCCGGACCCUGGGAGAUCAUCAUCCAAUCAGAACGGAGCAGCAUGAUUCAAGAUGGCUGAAUGACCCCAGGUUCAUUGGCGUUCACUUGAUCCCAGAGAGUGACAACCCUGAAGACGACAAGGUCUUCCUGUUCUUCAAGGAGAACGCCAUGGACGGAGAGCACACUGGCAAGGCCACCAUCGCCAGGAUAGGACAACUGUGUAAGAAUGACAUGGGGGGUCACAGGAGUCUAGUGAACAAGUGGACCACUUUCCUCAAGGCCCGGCUGAUGUGUUCAGUGCCCGGGGUCAACGGCAUAGAUACACACUUCGAUGAGCUGCAGGACGUGUUUCUCAUGAGCUCCAAGGACCCAAAGAAUCCAGUUAUAUACGCUGUGUUCACCACAUCCAGUAACAUCUUUAAAGGCUCAGCAGUGUGCAUGUACAACAUGGCCGACAUCAGGAGGGUUUUCCUGGGUCCCUACGCCCACAGAGACGGACCCAACUACCAGUGGGUGCCUUUCCAGGGGAGGGUGCCCUACCCCCGCCCCGGCACUUGCCCCAGUAAGACAUUUGGAGGAUUCGACUCCACCAAGGACCUUCCCGAUGAUGUCAUCACCUUUGCCAGGGGUCACCCCGCCAUGUACAACCCGGUGCACCCGAUAGGCGGGCGUCCCAUCAUGGUGCGGACGGACGUGGACUACCAGUUCUCCCAGCUGGUGGUGGACAGAGUGGAGGCGGAGGACGGACAGUACGACGUCAUGUUCAUCGGGACAGAUGUGGGCACAGUACUGAAGGUGGUGACAAUACCCAGAGAAAGCUGGCAUGACUUGGAAGAAGUAGUGCUCGAAGAGAUGACUGUCUUCAGGGAACCCACUCCCAUUACCGCUAUGGAGCUGUCCACCAAGCAGCAACAGCUGUACCUCGGCUCUGACCUGGGCGUGUCGCAGAUGUCCCUGCAUCGCUGCGAGGUGUACGGGAAAGCAUGCGCCGAGUGCUGCCUGGCCCGGGACCCUUACUGCGCCUGGGACGGCAGCGAGUGCUCAAGAUACUUCCCCACCGCCAAGAGGCGAACCAGGCGACAGGACAUCAGAAACGGAGACCCUCUCUCCCAGUGCUCAGAUCUUCAGCAUCAUGACGAUACGGACGGCUUAGGGGGCGGCGUGGAGGACCGGGGAGUGUACGGCGUGGAGAACAGCAGCAUGUUCCUGGAGUGCAGCCCAAAGUCUCAGAGGGCGCUCAUCUACUGGCAGCAGCAGAAGCCCAGCGACGACCGCAAACACGAGAUCAAGCUCGACGACAGGGUGCUCCGCACAGACCAGGGCCUGCUCAUACGCAGCCUGAUCCAGUCCGACACGGGCACCUACCACUGCCAGGCCGUCGAACACGGCUUCAUCCAGCCCCUGCUGAGCCUCAAUCUCCAGGUCAUCCCCGCCCAGAAGCUGGGGGACAUCCUGCCCGGAGCCCCCGCUGCGGGAGGCGCGGUCGGCCACUCUCCCAAGCACAGGCUGUGGUAUCGCGAUUUCCUCUCCCUCCUGGACCACCCGGACCUCCACAGCGUGGAAGAGUUCUGCGACCGGGUCUGGAAGAAAGAGCGCAAGCAGAAGAGGGGGAAGGCGGCCAACGGCGACGGCGGCGUGCCGCGGCCCAAAGCUCUGGCUCCCAACGCCCUGGCUCCCAACGCCCAGAAGCAGCAAGCCAGCCCGCCGCAGAGCAGGCCGGGGCCCCGGGACGGAGGGGCCCCGGCCGAAGGGCCGACGGCGGAAGGGUCAGCGCGAAGCCAGGCCACCCAGCGGGCGCAACCGGGCCCGGGGCCGUCGGGCGCCGAGGGCGAGGCGCCCAAGAACAGUAAGAAGACGGCGAGCGGCCAGAAGGGGCCGGGCGGCCAGGCGGGCUCUCAGGCCGCGGGGGGAUCCAGGGCGAGCAGCCAGCACGCGGCCAAGUGGAGACGGAUGCAGGAGAAUAAGAAAGGACGCAACAGGAGGACCCACGAGCUCCAGAGACCCCCGCGGAGUGUUUGAGGGGGGGGGGGAAGGGAAAGGCGCCGGAUGCACAAACCUGCGGCCGGAUCCACGGCGAAACGAGCACAAACCCCAUGCACCCACACGCACACGCGCUGUGUGUCCAGCGUACGAUCCAUUGACGUCGCCGUGACGACAGCAGAACAAAAAGCCCCGUGGAAAAAAAAAAAAAAAGAAAACAGCGGAACAUUUUUAGAUAUAUACACAUAGAGGCAUAUUCACGUAACCUGUGGAGAGCGUAAUAAUCAACAAGAGGAAUGCAAACUGGAAUGGUGUGAGGAUGUGGCCGGUUUCCUAGGAUACCGCCGGGCGGACACUUCCCCUUCCUGUACAUAAGCUAGUAAAAUAAGACUGGGAGAAAAAACAUGUUUAGUGAGGUGGACUUUGUACGCUGAACGGACAGUUCUGGAGACAUUAACAGACACACAGACAUGAUGCAUCCAGGCUGUCCUCUUUGACCUGAGCAUGUGAACUGCAAGAUUGUGGGUAUGGAAUGGAUUUAAAAAAAAAAAGAAAUGUUAAAAAACUCUUAUUUUGAAGAACUGUUUGAGGAGAAAAAGAACCAUCCGUCUAGUGUUUGAUGUGACGACGGACACGACAGCACCCUGGAAAGAGGAAAGGGUUUUCACCCGCGUCGCCCGUAAAAAAACAAUAGAAGCAUUUUUACGUGCAAAAAAAUGCAAAGUCAUGCUACGGUUUAGAGAAAGUGCUUCAUCAGAACCCUGAGGCUGGGGAAGCAUCGUGCAUGUUGUUGUCAAUCAAUGUUUUAAUAAGCUAGUUAUUUUAUGGAAUUCUAAAAGCUUUUUUUUUUUUUACACCCUACCUAAAGAAAUGUCACAUUUUUAUUUUAUAUUUCCUUACCUUUCCAGACCAGUGCUUCUAUUUUGGGGGGCGAAAAAUUGGAAGCGGCAUAGUAGUCUCAUUGUUCAUUAUCCCUUCUGCUCUUGAGGAUUCUGUGUAAGUUAUUAUGGUGUUGCUUUUUUCUGGGAUUUAUAGAAUCUGGGCACGAACUCCAGCUGUAGGCUGUAAAAACCCAGUCUGAUAUAGACUGCCAGUUGUUUUGUGUACAUAUAUACGACAAACUUAACUCUCUGUGUAUAUACAGUACAUAUACAGUACAAGAACACCACUUGAUUAUUAUUUAUUGCUCAUUGUUUUGUGAAAGGGUUGCAUUUAUUUUUGAUAUUAUGGUGUUUUUGGCUCAUCAAUAUAUUGGAGACAUAAUGGUAACAGCAACUGAGAAAACUUUGAUGGACCAACUGGUUGAAAGAAUGUCAAGGAGUUCCUUUUUUUUUUUAGGGAUAAAACGGUGAAAAUGACUCAUGAGCACGAGUACACGAGUUUGUGUCAUUGCUACAUUUCGGAUAGAGAUCCCACCCACGAAAAGCACAAAUUUGUCUCUUUUGAAUGUCAUAACAGGUGAUUUCAUAACGUUUUCCUUUCUCCCAAAAACCAUCCAACAUGUCUUUGUUCAUCCAGUAUCCAUUAUGUGUAAGAUAAUUCCCCGAAACUGAAAAACAUUAGCUGUGAAACUCUGUAAGAAAUAGUGGAGAAAAAAAAAAACGUUAAAUUUUAGUCUGAAGGAGAAGACACGUUAUACUGCAUGUGAAUGCUACAGUGCAUCUUUUUUAUCGUCUCUUUACGUGUUUUGUGUGAAAGGUGAAGUUCCCUUAACGCAAAGUGUGAGGUUUCCGUUUUUUGUCCUUUUUGCCAAAACAUGUGAUAUUAACAACCCAUGAUACUCUGGCCAAAGCUGUUUGAAGCCCCUUGAACCUCGUUACAACAAUGUUACCCACUUCCCCCGAUCCCUCCUUACACGACAAAGAGUAAUGUGUCAAUGCAAUAAUUUAGAACUUGAUAGUGUUUUUCUACCAAUACUCCGAAGUCUGGUGUGUCAUCGAUUCGGGUCUCUCCCUCAGAGUUAAAGCGAGAGAGCUGAAAGUUACCGCUGCUGUAGCACAGUUCUGUCUGGCAUGCAUUCAGUUGUCUAAAUAAACAUCUCCGUUACAAAAAAAAAAAAAAAAAAAAUGUCCAUUUGUUCUCAUUUCAGUCAUUUCAAUCAAAUACCUUUCUGCACACAGUGUCCUCAGCUGCAAUUGAUUCUAUAUACGAGGUAACAAUGCACGUUAGCUCG
Molecule: messenger RNA, 5025 nt
Organism: Pungitius pungitius (ninespine stickleback)
Lineage: Eukaryota; Metazoa; Chordata; Actinopteri; Perciformes; Gasterosteidae
Gene: sema3aa
Product: sema domain, immunoglobulin domain (Ig), short basic domain, secreted, (semaphorin) 3Aa
Exons: 17
Coding region: 396-2891 (831 amino acids)
Biological process (GO): neural crest cell migration; negative chemotaxis; motor neuron axon guidance
Cellular component (GO): plasma membrane; glutamatergic synapse; axon
Molecular function (GO): chemorepellent activity; semaphorin receptor binding; neuropilin binding
Source: RefSeq, a predicted model, not a curated record